Pollicipes pollicipes is the source of this 560-nucleotide messenger RNA. RefSeq names its product tubby protein homolog. Gene Ontology annotation, biological process: protein localization to cilium. Gene Ontology annotation, cellular component: cilium. NCBI's taxonomy places the organism in Eukaryota, Metazoa, Arthropoda, Thecostraca, Pollicipedomorpha, Pollicipedidae. Bases 60 to 560 code for a protein of 166 amino acids. The record is from RefSeq and is a predicted model, not a curated record. The transcript has 6 exons.
CCAGCACGCCCCUCGCGCUCCGGCCGUCGAGUGCCAACGUGAGCCCGGUGGCGGUCCAGAUGGACGCCAUGGAGCAGUUCGUGAUGGAGCCGGCGGCGCAGGGCGUACACGUCAAGUGUCGGGUCACGCGGGACAAGCGCGGCAUGGACCGCGGCUUCUAUCCCACCUACUUCCUGCACAUGGAGAAAGAUGACGGCAAAAAGGUGUUUCUCUUAGCCGGCCGGAAACGCAAGAAAAGUACCACCAGUAACUACCUCAUCUCCACGGAUCCCACCGAUCUAUCCAGAGGAGCUGAAGCCUUCGUCGGCAAAGUGCGUUCGAACCUGGUGGGCACGCAGUUCACGGUGUACGACAGCGGCGUGUCGCCGCGCUGUCGCCACCUGGGCCGCAGCCCGUUCUCGACUCGCCAGGAGGUGGCUGCCAUCUGUUACGAGACGAACGUGAUGGGGUUUCGCGGCCCACGCAAGAUGACGGUGAUCGUGCCUGCUAUGACGGCUGACCACCGUCGGAUUCAGCUGCCCGCAAUCAGCGGGACCGGCACACUGCUCGCACCACCAUAA